UUCGUCAGGGUUUCGAGGCCCGCGCGUCGGGAGCGCGCCGAAUCUCGGGCAGGUGCGCGCGCAGGCGGGCGGAUCUUCGUUCGGUCAGUCAUGGCGGAGGGGGAGCUGGACGUGGAUUCUCUGAUCUCUAGACUGCUCGAGGUGCGAGGAUGCCGUCCAGGGAAGAUCGUUCAGAUGUCGGAGGCGGAGGUUCGAGGCCUGUGUAUCAAAUCCCGCGAGAUUUUCCUCAGUCAGCCCAUCCUUCUGGAGCUGGAGGCUCCUCUCAAAAUCUGCGGUGACAUUCACGGGCAGUACACAGACCUUCUGAGGCUCUUUGAGUACGGCGGGUUUCCUCCAGAGGCAAACUACCUGUUUCUGGGCGACUACGUGGAUCGAGGUAAACAGUCGCUGGAGACCAUCUGCCUCCUGCUGGCAUACAAGAUCAAGUACCCUGAGAACUUCUUCCUGCUGCGUGGGAACCACGAAUGUGCCUCCAUCAACCGAAUCUACGGCUUCUAUGACGAAUGUAAACGCAGAUUCAACAUCAAACUGUGGAAAACCUUCACGGACUGCUUCAACUGUCUGCCCAUCGCCGCUAUCGUGGAUGAGAAGAUCUUCUGUUGCCAUGGAGGUCUCUCUCCUGAUCUUCAGUCGAUGGAGCAGAUCAGACGCAUCAUGAGACCUACAGAUGUUCCUGACACAGGACUCUUAUGUGACCUGCUGUGGUCAGAUCCUGAUAAGGACGUUCAGGGCUGGGGCGAGAAUGAUCGUGGGGUUUCGUUCACGUUCGGUGCCGAUGUGGUGAGCAAGUUCCUGAACCGCCACGACCUGGAUCUCAUCUGCCGGGCACAUCAGGUGGUUGAGGACGGUUAUGAGUUCUUUGCGAAGCGGCAGCUGGUGACUUUGUUCUCGGCGCCAAACUACUGCGGCGAGUUUGACAACGCCGGGGGGAUGAUGAGCGUUGACGAGACCCUGAUGUGCUCCUUCCAGAUUCUGAAGCCGUCUGAAAAGAAAGCCAAGUACCAGUACGGGGGAAUGAACUCGGGCCGUCCCGUGACUCCGCCCCGGACAGCCACGCCCCCUAAAAAGCGAUGAAUGGAAGACGGGAAGAUGUAUCGGCCAUGAAGACUCGCUGCAGUUUCUCUUGACAAAAAUACAAAUGAUGUAGUUAAAAAAAACAAAUAUUCUUUUCCUUUUGAUUUGAUUUCACACUCUUCUGUUCUGUCUUUAGUGUGGCCUAACGUCUGCUUUCCAUGUCCGUACCGUCACCAUUUCCAAAGUAUUUGAGAUGAACGGAGGACACACACACAUAUCACAGCGUUUCUUUUGACUUUGUGUUGUUUCGUUUGCUCUCACUGUUUUCUGCUUAUAACCCACAGAAGGAUUGACAUUGACUAGUUCUUUUCUAGUUCAUCAUUUGGUUCCUCCACACACUGUUGAUAUAAAACGUGGAGAAAUAAACCAUAACAUCUGGAUUUUCAGUAAAUAAAGUGUAACAAACCCUU
Triplophysa dalaica is the source of this 1484-nucleotide messenger RNA. RefSeq names its product serine/threonine-protein phosphatase PP1-beta catalytic subunit. The transcript has 8 exons. The record is from RefSeq and is a predicted model, not a curated record. Gene Ontology annotation, biological process: circadian regulation of gene expression; regulation of circadian rhythm. Gene Ontology annotation, cellular component: nucleus; cytoplasm. NCBI's taxonomy places the organism in Eukaryota, Metazoa, Chordata, Actinopteri, Cypriniformes, Nemacheilidae. Gene Ontology annotation, molecular function: protein serine/threonine phosphatase activity. The coding region runs from base 91 to 1074 and encodes 327 amino acids.